This is a messenger RNA of Mya arenaria, 3739 nucleotides long. Its product is annotated as aminopeptidase N-like. The coding region runs from base 118 to 3429 and encodes 1103 amino acids. Gene Ontology annotation, cellular component: cytoplasm. Gene Ontology annotation, biological process: peptide catabolic process; proteolysis. Lineage: Eukaryota; Metazoa; Mollusca; Bivalvia; Myida; Myidae. The record is from RefSeq and is a predicted model, not a curated record. Gene Ontology annotation, molecular function: metalloaminopeptidase activity; zinc ion binding; peptide binding. The transcript has 22 exons.
GCUUAAUUAUGGAGUUCACUCGCACUGGGCCAAAUUAAGUCAUAUUUUUUAGACCAUAAACUUACGUUUACUACUUUUAACAAAAGGCAAUUCUUUUUAUUAUAUUCAAAUGAGUGAAUGAUAAUAAUAAAAACGAUUUUCAACAUGUAUUUUUGUAUGGUUAUACAUAUACUACUUUUAAGUCAUGGAUUCAGUUCUGUUCUAUCAAGUCAUAUCAUCAACACUUCUACAACAGUACACGUCUCAACAGAAUCCAAACAUGAUCACAAAAACCUACCUCACAGCGCGUUGACACCGCACUUCAAUCCCCCACCCACAGCCACUCACGUAGACCCCAGCACAACAUUUCACCAUCAUAGUUCUGACAACAGCGAAGCAGUAAAACAACCAACAACUCAUCAUCACCAUGCGAGGAAUGAUCAAAUACAACACACAAGCAGCGCAUCACCAGCCAACACUGAAGUUACAACGGACGCUUAUAACGCUGAAACUGCCAAUGGCACUCACGUCGCCAACGCAAUCUCAGAUGCAAAGGUUGAUACGAAGGAUAUUGGCGAUGCAGGAGAUCGUAAGAAUUGCAUUUCACAUUACAUUAAUGGUCUUCCAGAACGGUAUAUGGCUAAGGACAUUUACACAAUUUGCAAUUUGUGGCCCGACCCUCAUACGGACAUUCGGCUACCAACAGACGUAAUACCGGAGCGGUACCACGUGGACAUGUUUCCUCAUAUAUACAACGAAUCUGAUUUUACUUUUGAUUGUAAUACCACGAUUCUUAUUUACUGCAAUGAAGACACUGAUAUAAUUCAUCUUCAUUCGAUGGAGCAUGGCAUCAAUUUUGUAGAAAUAAACAUUCUUGGCGAGGAUGUCUGGACUCAUAAAUAUGAGAAGGAUAUCUUAGAACAUACAAACAAUCCCGGUAAAGGCUUAGAAGACGCUGACAACCUCGUUAAAAGAAGUCUUACAGAUGAUGAGCAAAAAGAACAGACAACUCCACAUGAAUACACGCAAGCUCCACAUGACGAGGAAACUGAUGAGUUGAAGGUUGAGAACUGUGGUGUAUCCCUAAAUGUUGAAAUGCUCCAUAUCAAACUGAACAAACCUCUGAAGAAAGGAGCACGAUACAAGCUUACAAUCAACAGUAAAAGCAAGAUAAGUAAUGGUGUCAUGGGCUUUUAUGCUUCGCCAUACAUGGAAAAAGAAACCUGCAAAGAAAAGUUUGUAUUUACCUCAUUGAUGGAACCGACGCAUGCGCGCUACGUGUUUCCAUGCUUCGAUGAACCUGACUUCAAAGCUGUAUUUACUAUGACUAUAAAACGUCUCGGCCAUGUGACAAGUGUUAUGAACCUACCACUGAGAAAAACUAUUGGGCCGGAUGUGGAUGGGUUCUUCAUUGACGUGUUUGAUCAGCCACAAGAUGUCAAAAUGUCUUCUUACUUGGUUGCGCUCGGUAUUGCAGAACUAGAAUACAUUGAAGCGUAUUACAAAGACAUAAGGAGUCGGGUUUGGACCAGAAAGGACAUUCUUAACCACACAACAUAUUUAUUGGACACGUCUGUUCAGUUCCUCGAGUUUUUUGAGGACUUCUUUCAAAUUCCUUACCCUUUGCCAAAGUUGGACGCAAUUACCGUACCUGACAUGAGUUUUUCCGGCAUGGAGCACUGGGGACUUAUCACGUAUAAAGAGUCUGCUGUUGUUUAUGACCCGCCCUCCAGCGAGCAAAUUGUCUGGCAGACGUCGCUUAUUUCUCAUGAAAUUGCACAUCAGUGGUUUGGCAACCUAGUUUCUCCGUACUGGUGGGACGACCUUUGGCUCAACGAAGGGUUCGCAACAUACAUGAUGUACAUGGCUACUGAAGCAGUGAUGCCGGAUCUAGAUAUGAAAAAUCGCGUGGCUAUUGACUAUCGCGGAAUCCAGAAUGUGUUGAGAACAGACCAGAAGACCACCUCCCAUCCUGUAUACAUGCCCGUGUAUCACCCGCAAGAGAUUCAGGAUAUAUUUGAUCUCAUAUCAUAUGCAAAGGGCGGUGCUGUCAUUCGCAUGAUGAACUUUUUCCUCGGAGACUACACAUUCAAACAUGGCCUUCGGAGGUAUCUGAUUAGACACAGUAGCGACACGGCAACGCAUAAUGACCUCUUUGCAGCCCUAUCAGAACAAGCAGUAGAUGACGGUUUAGACGUCACUGAUGUCAAGUCAGUGAUGGACACGUGGAUUCUGGAACAGAACUAUCCUGUUGUUACUAUUGAGAUAACGGAUAGUUCUGUCUGCUUUAAUCAAACUGCUUUCCUUGAAACAGAAGAAGGGAGAAUGAACAGAUCUCACAUAACGUGGAAAAUACCGGUCACCUGUACCUCAAGCGAACAUACUGAUUUUGAUCAGAAGCCAGCUGAUAUCAUUUGGUUAAAUGAGAAACGUGAAUGCGUGGAAGACUCUAAGUGGUCAUCAGCAGAUUGGGUAGUAUGUAACCUUAAACAGAUCGGAUUUUUUCGGGUAAAUUACGCGAACGAAAACUGGCGACACAUUAUUGGUCAGCUGAAGAAGGACCCACUUGCUUUUCACACCAUUAAUAGAGCACAGAUUAUUAACGACGCGUGGGAACUGCAGAGAGCUGGUCUUCUGGAUAUUGAAAUUGCAUUGCAAACAUUUGAGUAUCUGGAUUUAGAGACAGAAUUUGCGCCAUGGUGGGCAGCUAUUAGAGAGCUUAACACCCUUAGUGAUUACCUCAAACUCACGCCCAAAUACGGGUUGUUCCAGAAUUUCAUAAAAAAGAAGAUGAAGGCAAUGUACUUUAAAUCUGGAUCAAAGUCGAGUAUAAAGGAAAAGUUGUUACACAGCUUGAUUUCAAAACAUGCGUGCAAAUAUGAACUAGAGGCGUGUGUCGAUGAUGCACUCGAUCUGUACAAGGAAUGGAUAGCAGACGACAAUAUCAGACUAGAUCCUGACAUGGUAGAAACCGUUUUCUGCACUGCUGCUCGGAAUUUAGAUGACAAACGAUACAAUGCCCCUAAAAAGUUGCUACGGAAUCCGGGCCUUUUGAAGGAUUAUAGGAAGUCUUUGGCUUGUGUAGAUAAACCAUGGCAAGUUAUACGGGUACUGGAAAACGUUCUCGAUAUUCCUGAAUUGUACGAACUAGGAUCUUCACUGACUAGCUCUGCAACAGGCCGGUGGCUUACUUGGAUAUACUUCAUGGACUUUUGGAAAAGGGACAGCCACAAAGCGUCUGGGAUGCUUGAAGAAGUCACUGAAAAAAUGAGCACAGCAUGGGAGCUUAAUCAGUUGCGACAGUUCAUGGCAGUGGCAGAGAUGACGAAGGGUGAUACAGGGGCCUUUGAGGCUGCAGAGCGGGUGGUGUCUGCCAGGGUCGAGUAUAUUGAAACACACAGGACAGCCAUAUAUACCUGGUUACAGGGUAUUACUGAGGUGCAAGAUUAAACUGACAUUUUCACUAGCAUUUGACCACUGCAUUGAAACAGCAAUUGGUCCGCCAUGCUUCUGUUGAAAGGGAGAUCUGAAGGGUUUAAAGGGUCACUUUCGUUACGAAUGAAAGGGGCAGUUGAGUUCAGGCUCAGAUUUGAGUGUCACAUUCCUUAAGUACACGAGGCUGAGGGAAAGGAUGAUUACCUCUGGUCUAAAAUCUAAAAUAAAAAUGUCCCAUUUGCAUGACCGUACUGUAUAUAUCUUAUUGCAAAGGAUGUUGUUGUUUUUUAAUCCAAACACAACCAAUAAAAUAUAGUUUAUCUUA